Spinacia oleracea (spinach) is the source of this 5168-nucleotide messenger RNA. RefSeq lists its product as uncharacterized. The record is from RefSeq and is a predicted model, not a curated record. Lineage: Eukaryota; Viridiplantae; Streptophyta; Magnoliopsida; Caryophyllales; Amaranthaceae. The transcript is spliced from 2 exons. The coding region runs from base 783 to 3971 and encodes 1062 amino acids.
UUGCUAGCCUUUUGCACAACUGUACUUUGUGGCGAGCAUGGGCUCAUUUGUGGUAACUUCCAAGUUCCAACAAGUUUAUGAAAAGCAAAGCUGUUGGUGGAUUCUGCUACUUGCAAUCUUGCAUUGUCUCGAGAUAAUUUGGCUCUUCCACGUCGAUUUACCGGCGUUGUUGUGGUGGUGUCCAGCGACGGUUGUCAAGUAUCAGGCGGGCAGGCGGUAUUGUUUAGUCGGCGGUUACGGGUGGUGUUUUGCCGGCGGUUACAGGCGGUUACAGGCGGGUGAUAGCAGGCUGUUUAAGGUAAAGACGGGAUUUCGGCGACGGUUGUCAAGUAUCAGACGGUUGUCAAGUAUCAGACGGUGGUGUCCGGCGGUUACGGGUGGUGUUUUGUCGGUGGUUUCAGUUUCAACGGGUGAUAGCGGGCUGUUUAGGGUAACGACGGGAAUUCGCAGGCUUUGUCCAGUUCAUUUCAAGUUUCGGCGGUCAGUUUCUUCUCCGGCAAGUGCGUUCAGUUUCCUGCAAUUCGAGAGUGUUUGGGGUUCAGUUCCUGGCAAUUCGGGAGUCCGUUUCAGGUUCUUGCAUUUAGUUUGGUCAGAUUAUGCGUUGUUGUUGUGCGGUUGUUUUGGAGUUUGGUGUUUGAUUGCGUUCGUGUGCUGGGAAGCUUGAGUUGCUGCUCUUUGGUGUUGGAAUUGUUUGUGUGUGUUGAGGUUAUCAAGUGUGCGCUUGGUGUUGGUAUUGUUGGUGUGUGUUGAGGUUAUCAAGUGUGCUGUUGAAGUGCUUUGAUAUGGCGGCUUCCGUAGAGAAGUUUCAUUGCCCUUUUGUGGGUCUUAGCGGGUGCCAGGAUGGAGGUGGGCGUGGUUUGGUGAGGAGUUCUCUGAUCACUCACUUACGUGAUCGUCAUUGUUGCACUGGUGUGCGGGAUGUAACCCGUCAUUCCCUUACUACCAAUUUGCAGGUUUUUACUACGGCUGAGGUGACCUUUCGUCGUAUGGGAAUUUGGCUAUGUGGAGAUUGUUUCAAGACGCAUACUCAUCGUAUUAGGUGUCGCCAUGGCAGUGGUUCUGGUACGGUUUUUGUGGACCCACCUGAUUCUGGGGAUGGUACUAUUCGUUUUACUCUCUACGGUAUUCAAAAACCACAAGCUCCUGCUUCCGAGCUGUCUACUUCUGUUGCGCCUCGAGAACAUCAUUUUUCUUUUGAUGUUGCUCUUCUAAACACUUUAUGGUCCAAGCGGCUGCGUUCUGUGAAAUCCAUCCCUCCCAAAUGUCGUUUGGGUUUUUCGCGAGUUCUGAAAGGGGCGCUUGAUAAGGUGAUUUGCAGACCAGAUGGCAUCGCUUGUUGGGUUCAGUUGCUCGUGUUACCUCUUUGUGUCCUCAAGACUUUUUCUCCACGAAGUAAUCGUGAGUGUUCCUCCGGUGUUAGGCGGCGACAACAGGAAGAGAGUAUCACCUCUGCUAUUCGUUCUUGGGGUGUGCCUGGUGGUUCUGAGCAACUUGUCAUAGACACAUUGGCUAGUGUGUCUCCCCCUCUAUUGGAUGUUGACGGCGACCAUGAUUUGGCGGAGCGUAAUAUUAAGCAAUGCAAGAGAAAGAUUUCUGACGGUCACUACACUGCUGCCGUUAGGGUUCUUUCUUCCUCAGGUCUUGCCCCUUACAAUGAUGCUAUUCUUGCAGAUUUGCAAGCAAAGCACCCUUCUGUCCCGGUCCCUACCUUACCGGAUAUCCCUGUUGAUCAUCACCUUAUUGCUUCCUCCGCUGUUGUUUUGGAGCAGAUUAUGGGCUUUCCGCGUGGUACUUCGUGCGGUAGAGAUGGCUUGCGUGCUCAACACCUUUUGGAUUGCUUGGGUGGUGCUGCUGUAGCUGUUUCUGAUGAGUUGGUGGAUGCUAUCACUCAGGUUGUUAAUCUCUUUCUUGUUGGAAAGUGUCCUGCUGAGCUUGGAGGAUACAUUGCUAGUGCUCCUCUUACGCCACUUAUUAAGCCUGGUGGGGAUAUUCGGCCUAUUGCCGUGGGCACUAUUUGGAGGCGCCUUGUUUCUAAGGUCGGGGCAGCUUUGAUUGGUCCGCGUUUAGGAAACUACUUUGGAGGUCUUCAGUUUGGAGUUGGGGUUCCAGCAGGUGGUGAGGCCAUUCUCCAUGCUGUCAAUCGGUUGGUUGAGGCUCGUGGGGCUGAUGUUGGCCUCUCUAUGUUAUUGGUGGAUUUUCGGAAUGCGUUCAAUUUAGUUGAUCGUUCGGCUUUGUUGCGUGAGGUACGGCUAUAUUGUCCUGCUCUUUCGCGUUGGGUUGAAUUCUGCUACUCUUCUCCAGCGCGGCUGUAUUAUGGAGAGCAUACCUUGUGGUCUUGUCAGGGUGUGCAGCAAGGGGAUCCUCUUGGCCCUUUGCUUUUUUCUCUGGUUCUACAUCCAUUGGUGUGUCGAAUCAGAGACUCAUUUGAUCUAUCUCUUCAGGCUUGGUACUUGGACGAUGGCACUAUCGUUGGUGACACUUUGGUGGUUGGACAGGUCUUGGAGUUGAUUUUGGAGGAGGGUCCUCAUUUAGGUCUCCAUGUUAAUGUUGAGAAGACGGAGGUUUUCUGGCCUUCGGAGGACCCCCGCAGUCGUCUAGAGGGUGUCUUUCCUACGGAUAUUGCUCGUCCUGCGCUUGGUGUUAAGUUGCUUGGUGGCCCAGUCAGUACGGAUUCCUCUUUUUGUAAGGAGUUGGUUUCGCAGCGUGUGUCGAAGGCUGUUGUGUUGAUGGAUGCUGUAGCCAAGCUUAAUCCCCAGUGUGAGUUGUUGCUUCUUCGUGCGUGUACUGGAGUUUCUAAACUCUACUUUGCUAUGCGCACUUGUCCGCCUCAUCUUUUCGAAGCGGCCCAAUUAUCCUUUGAUGUGGCUCUGCGGGCUUCUUUAGAGCGCAUCGUGACUGCUUCGGGACCUGGGUUCGGUGACUGGCAAUGGCGCCUUUCCACCUUGCCUUAUUCUUAUGGAGGAUUGGGUGUUUAUUCAGCUGGUGAUGUUCGGCAUUAUGCUUUUCUUGCAUCCCGUUUGCAGUCUUCUGGUUUGCAGGAUUCGCUUCUUCGGCUUUCAGGUGUUGAUGGUCCGGGACCGGCCUUUGACGAUGCUCUUGGUCUUUUCAAUAGGACCGUGGAGACCGACCUUAUGCGUAGCCCUAGUGAGAUCGCUGCCCCCAGACUCAUGAAGAAAUUGGCAGACAUAUAUUUCACGAAGGUUACUGCUGAGGCGGAAUCCGCCUACUCCUUAUCUUCGCGUCUUGUUGCCCUAUGGAAAUCACAGCAGGGGGAUCACUCCUCGGCUUGGUUGCGGGCAGUCCCCAUCUCGGGGUUAGGCCAGACUAUGAACGGUAAGACUUAUCGUUCGGUUCUUUGCUAUCGGUUGGGUAUUCCGUUGUUCUCUUAUUCGACGCCGUGUUCUGCUUGCUCUCGGGUUUUCGACGGGGACAUUUAUGGGGAUCAUGCCGUGUCUUGUGCUGGGAUUGUGGGUAUCAAACAUCGACAUAAUGUUGUUCGUGAUACCCUUUUGGAUAUUUGCUAUCGGUCGGGGAUUUCUGCUCGCAAGGAGGUUGAUGUUGGGCUGACUAGUGAGAGUGAUGGAGCUCUUCGUCCUGCAGAUAUACUGCUUUACUCAUGGGAUGUCGGUCUGGAUGUGUGUGUUGACUUGACUGGGUCUUCCCCUAUGACGCAAUCUGGGUUGUCAGGCUUCGUUCCGGGUCGGGUUGUGGCGGUUGCAGCGCAGCGGAAGCAGGAUAAGUAUGGGGCACGUUGUAGGGCUUUGGGUUACGGUUUCUUUCCUUUUUCCUUCUCUUCUUUUGGGGAAUUAGAGAAAGGGGCUGUUUCUUUGCUGAAGCGGGUCCAGACGUACUCCAGGGCUCAAGACAUUGGGGCACGGGCAGCUGCCCACAUUUUCAGCAGGAUCGGGUUCGCCAUAGCUAGAGGAGUGGGGGCCCAGAUUGUAUCUCGGCUCCCCUCCAACUUCUUGUAGUUCAUUUGAUCUUUGUAGCUUGUUAAGCUUGUAACGUUUUGGUGUUUUCCCAUAAUAAUAAUAAUAAUAAUAAUAAUAAGAUUAAGGGGUCGAUUAGGGGAAUUGGGGAAUUAGGGGCGAUUAGGGUCGUGCUCAAUGGGUGAUUAGGGGGGUCCAGGCCGGCGAUCCGACAGUGAUCGGCGAGGGUUGUUUCCGUGGCCGAGGGCUGCUUUGGUUAAUUCAAGUGAGGAACGUAGCAGGGAUAUUGAGGAGCAGCAACAUUCAGGAGCGAUAUUCGGGAUUAGCGUGGGUGUUUGUUGCGCCUAUUGCCGCUUGAAAUUAGUGGCUGGUAGCCAUGGUGUGCCGGCAGCAAAUGGUGGUAACGACCACGGCUCAGCCGCGCCAGAUCUGCGACUGAGCCAUGGUCGUUUCCGCCAUUUGCUGGCGGCAAACCAUGGUUACCAACUGCUAAGUUUGAGCGGCAAUAAUAUUCUUUUUUUUUUAAAUGUUAAGGUAAGCAUCAUCAACAUCAGAGGCAAUCAACAAUGCUGUUUAAUUUUUUUACUCCGUAAGAUUUAUGAUGAAGAAGAUGCUGCUUAAUCUCUUGAACUUGAUGAUGAUGAUGCUGCUACUUAAUUUGUUUAUCAAUUUUGAACUAGAUGAUGAUGAUGAUUAUUUUGUUUAUCAAUUUUGCUUCCACUUACUAAAUACUGAUUAUGAGUGGCGAGAUAUUUUUAUUCUUAGGAAAAUUUGGUAAUAUUAAUCCAACCUUUUGCCGAUUUUCUUUUAUUAAGCCCACCUACGACAUAUUUUUUAAUAAUCCCACCUUUACCACCCAACGUCUUUUAUUGGGCCCAACACGUCAUAAACCUAUUGUCGGCGGUAAUAUAUCCCUACGUGGAAGUACUCUCUCUAGAUGUAUUCAGUCAUCAUCAUCAAUUCAUCACCAUCUCGAUGAUUUUUUCACCAGUUAUCGGUCACUUAAGCCCAAUAAAAGUCGUUGGGUAGUAAAGGUGGGAUUAUUAAAAAAUAUGUCGUAGGUGGGAUUAAUAAAAGAAAACCGGCCAAAGGUUGGAUUAAUAUUACCAAAUUUUCCUUAUUCUUAUUAGUAAUCUUGUUAUUUUUUCAUUUUCAUUACCGAUUCGUACUAUUGUUAUUUUUUUUAAUUAUUAUUAUUAUUAUUAUUAUUAUUAUUAUUAUUAUUAUUAUUAUUAUUAU